AUGAUUGUUAUGCUCAUCAUUGGAUUAAUAAUAGAAUUAGUGGAUAUCCCUUUUUAUCUUAAAUUUCUACAUAGUGGUAUUGUACAACCAUCAAUACCUUUUAUAUGUAUGUUAUGGUGGUUUAUAGACUUAGGUCUAUAUAAUGGAUUUACAAUAAUUAUGUCAUGGAGUUCCUUUCAUCGUUAUUUAUUUAUAUUUCAUGAGAAAAUAUUUUUGCAAGGAAAGAAACGUUUUGUUUUUCAUUAUUUACCUCUUAUCAUAUUGCUUCUUUAUAUAUUGAUUUUUUAUAUUUAUGUCAUAAUCUUUCCACCAUGUAAGAAUACAUUUGAUUAUACAUUACCUGUUUGUAAUAAUUAUCCAUGUUAUUUGGAUGAUAUUGUACUUGGCAUAUGGGAUUCUGUUAUGAAUAGUAUUGUACCAACAUUUGUCGUAUGUAUUUCCAGUGUUACCAUUGUUAUUCGAGUUCAUUAUCAAAAACGACGUCUUGUUAAUCAACGUAAUCAAUGGCGUAGACAACGUAAAAUGAUGAUUCAAUUAAUUUCUGGUUCUAUUCUGUAUCUUAUACCCAAUAUUCCAUUGAAUGUUUCAAUUUUUGCUCAUCUUUGUGGUGUACUAGAAAGUGUAGCUGUUGAAGUUGAACGGUACUUCGAUUUUUUAUGUUACUUUGUGGUAAUUCUAUAUCCUUUGGUAUGUCUUGGUUUUGUAUCUGAGGUACGGAAGAAAAUGCAAUUGAGAAGAUUAUUUUUAUUACAACGAGCACAACGAAAUGCUACUGUCAUACCUCAAAAAACUCAUGAACAAAUAGUACGUUAA
Messenger RNA from Rotaria sordida, 813 nucleotides. NCBI's taxonomy places the organism in Eukaryota, Metazoa, Rotifera, Eurotatoria, Philodinida, Philodinidae. The record is from the annotation of a GenBank genome assembly.